Suricata suricatta (meerkat) is the source of this 1324-nucleotide messenger RNA. RefSeq names its product nuclear receptor subfamily 1 group I member 3 (gene NR1I3). The record is from RefSeq and is a predicted model, not a curated record. Bases 124 to 1215 code for a protein of 363 amino acids. The transcript has 9 exons. Gene Ontology annotation, biological process: positive regulation of transcription by RNA polymerase II; cell differentiation; negative regulation of transcription by RNA polymerase II. Gene Ontology annotation, molecular function: nuclear receptor activity; RNA polymerase II cis-regulatory region sequence-specific DNA binding; zinc ion binding. Lineage: Eukaryota; Metazoa; Chordata; Mammalia; Carnivora; Herpestidae.
GGAGGGCCGUAAUCCCUAACUCCAAACACCGGCAGCCCCUGAGACAGGCAGCGUGGAAGUUGGGGAGAGGCGUCCCACACCAGAUGCUGUGCCCUGCAGGUGACGGGCCUCAGAGCAGCAGCCAUGGCCAAUGGGGAAGAUGAGCCGAGGAACUGUGCGGUGUGCGGGGACCGAGCCACAGGCUACCAUUUCCAUGCCCUGACUUGUGAGGGCUGCAAGGGUUUCUUCAGACGAACAGUCACCAAGAGCACUGUUCUCAUGUGCCCUUUUGCUGGAAGCUGUGAGGUCAACAAGGCCCAGAGACGCCACUGCCCAGCCUGCAGGUUGCAGAAGUGCCUAGAUGCUGGCAUGAAGAAGGACAUGAUCCUAUCGGCAGAAGCCCUUGCACUGCGGCGAGCCAAGCAGGCCCAGCGGCGGGCCCAGCGAGCACCUGUCCAGCUGAGUGACGAGCAGAAAGCGCUGGUCCGGACACUCCUGGGGGCCCACAGCCGCCACGUGGGCACCAUGUUUGAGCAGUUUGUGCAAUUCAGGCCUCCAGCGCACCUGUUUGUCCACCGCCAGCAUUUGCCCAUCUCGGUCCCUGUACCACUUCUGCUCAUGCACUUUGCAGAGAUCAACACUUUCAUGGUGAAGCAAGUCAUCAAGUUCACCAAGGAUCUGCCCCUCUUCCGGUCCCUGCCCAUGGAGGACCAGAUCUCCCUUCUCAAGGGAGCAGCCAUAGAGAUCUGUCACAUCGCCCUCAACACCACUUUCUGUCUCCAAACACGAAACUUCCUCUGUGGGCCGCUCCGCUACACCAGGGAGGACGGCGCCCACGCGGGCUUCCAGGCACAGUUCUUAGAGCUGCUCUUUCACUUCCACGGGACACUGAGGCGACUGCAGCUCCGGGAGCCCGAGUACGUGCUCAUGGCCGCCAUGGCCCUCUUCUCUCCCGCCUGCGCCCGACCCCACCUAUCCUUCCCCGCCCCGCUUCUUGCAGACAGGCCUGGGGUGACCCGGAGGGAGGAGAUCGAUCAUCUCCAGGAGGUGACGGCACUGACCCUGCACAGCUACAUUGAAGGCCAGCAGCCAAGGCCUCGGAAUCGGUUUCUGUAUGCAAAGCUGCUGGGACUUUUGGCUGAGCUCCGGAGCAUUAACAACGAAUUCGGGUACCAAAUCCAGCACAUCCAGGGACUGUGGUCCAUGAUGCCACUGCUCCAGGAGAUCUGCAGCUGAGGCCCAGCCCAUCUGGUCACACUGGCCUGGAAAGGGGGAAUGCCAGGGCCAGAGGUGGGGACCAGCAGAAAGGGAGCCCAGUGGUUGCAAUGAAAGACUAAAGCAGUAA